Molecule: messenger RNA, 1920 nt
Organism: Glossina fuscipes
Lineage: Eukaryota; Metazoa; Arthropoda; Insecta; Diptera; Glossinidae
Product: sialin
Exons: 8
Coding region: 38-1543 (501 amino acids)
Biological process (GO): monoatomic anion transport; transmembrane transport
Cellular component (GO): plasma membrane
Molecular function (GO): transmembrane transporter activity
Source: RefSeq, a predicted model, not a curated record
UUUUGUAAAUAGUUCUCUAAGUGUACUUAGCUUAAUUAUGUCUAACACAGAAAAAAGCCACCUUAACAAAAUAAGAAAUUGUCUGUCAUGCCGUCAAGUAUUAAAUAUUUUAACAAUGCUCGGCUUUAUGCUGAAUUAUGCUUUACGCGUAAAUCUCACAAUAGCCAUUGUAGCAAUGGUGAAACCUAUAGAAAAUACAACAACAACAACAAUAGCAACGAUAGUUGAUAGUAGCAGUAAUUUAACGACAACAUUAAUAGAUAAUGAUGUUGAUGAUGCCGCUGAGUUGGAUGAACGCUUUCCUUGGGAUUCAUAUCAACAGAAUUUUGUGCUUGGCUGCUUCUUUUGGGGUUACAUACUGACAGAGCUGCCAGGCGGACGAUUGGCGGAAUUGAUAGGUGGUCGUCGAGUAUUUGGGCAUUCCAUGUUGUGGGCUAGUUUGCUGACUCUGGUGACCCCAUUGGCUGCUCAUUUGAAUUACGUGGUCUUGAUAAUUGUCCGCGUUAUACUUGGUUUUAUGUUGGGCGCUUCAUGGCCUGCAAUACAUCCGGUGGCCGCUGUUUGGAUACCACCAAUGGAAAGAUCAAAAUUUAUGUCAAACAUGAUGGCCUCAUCCUUGGGAGCGGCAAUAACUAUGCCCGUAUGUGGUUAUCUUAUUUCCGUAGCUGGCUGGUCUAGUGUCUUCUAUGCGACAGGAGCGGUUGGUUUAAUAUGGUCUGCUUGUUGGUUUACAUUUGUCUAUGAAACGCCUGCCACGCAUCCGCGUAUAACUGCAGAGGAGCGUCGAGAAAUUGAAGAAGCUAUCGGUACUUCGACGUCAAAGAAACGUCCCAGCUAUGUGCCAUGGAUGGAUAUGUUGUGUUCGCCAGCUGUAUGGGCCAUCAUCAUAACUCAUGGUCUGUCGGUAUUCGGUUUCUUUACCGUUAUUAAUCAAUUGCCGACAUACAUGCAUCAGAUUUUACAUUUCAAUAUUAAAGAGAAUGGGUUAUUUUCUUCUCUACCCUAUUUGGGAAAAUACAUAAUGGCUUUUAGUUCGUCAUGUUUCGCCGAUUAUUUACGUAAACGCGGUACGCUCACAACAACAGCGACUAGAAAAGUUUUUACGGCAUUCGCUUUGUUAACACCUGGCUUUUUAAUGGUUGCCCAAGUAUUUUUGGGACGUGAAGCGGGUUGGUCUGUUACGAUAUUUACUUUGGCUUUGUUCACUCAUGGAGCUGUGACAGCGGGUUAUUUAGGCAAUGGAUUGGACAUAGCUCCGAAUUUUAGUGGCACCAUAUUUGGUUUAGCGAACACUUUGUCAUCAUUCGGUGGUUUUCUGUCUACCUGGAUGGUAGGAGCUUUAACAUAUGAAGACAAAUCCUAUCAUCAAUGGCAAAUCGUAUUUUGGAUUCUAUCUGUUACAUAUAUAUCGGGUGCUUUGGUAUACAUAUGCCUGGGUUCAGGCGAACUGCAACCAUGGAAUAAUCCCCCGGAACGUAAAAAAGUAUCCGACGUGCAUAAUGAGGAGGGCGUACCGCUAAAGAUUGAGAAAAUUGCAAACUAAAAUUCAAAUUACAUAACUAGCUGCUAACUACCAUAAAAAUACUAUGUAUUAUGUAAAUAUAAGAAAAAUAAUGUAAAAAAUUCUAUACAAUAUGUUUAGAUGAUAAAUAAAUCAAUAGAUGAACGGUGCUUUAUUUUAUUUUAUAAAUAGUGUAAAAAAUACAAAAAGUUAUGAUUUUCAGAUAAAGUCUCUUAUGUGAUUUUAUAACAUCCCACUCAAACAUAAAGUACGGUUUAGUUAAUUAUUUAUAGCAAUUUAUUUGAAAAAUGAAAAGCAAACGUAAAACUUGCCUGAUUGUAAUUCUUUUGAAGUCUCUUUUUUUAAAGGAGAUCACACAUUUAUUUAUAUUUAUAAGUUUUAGUUUAACGUUAUUGCAA